AUGAACAAAAAAAGGAGAAUCACAGGCGGGGGGUCGAACCAAAAACUCUCGGCUUCAUGGCCAACAGUGUAUACCACUAGACCAAUUGUGUACAUAGCUGGAGCUCUGGGAGCUGAAUCUCUGGGAGCUGAAUCUCUGGGAGCUGGAGCUCUGGGAGCUGAAUCUCUGGGAGCUGAAUCUCUGGGAGCUGAAGCUCUGGGAGCUGAAUCUCUGGGAGCUGAAUCUCUGGGAGCUGAAGCUCUGGGAGCUGAAGCUCUGGGAGCUGAAGCUCUGGGAGCUGAAGCUCUGGGAGCUGAAGCUCUGGGAGCUGAAUCUCUGGGAGCUGAAGCUCUGGGAGCUGAAGCUCUGGGAGCUGAAGCUCUGGGAGCUGAAGCUCUGGGAGCUGAAGCUCUGGUAGCUGAAGCUCUGGGAGCUGAAGCUCUGGGAGCUGAAGCUCUGGGAGCUGAAGCACUGGGAGCUGAAGCUCCGGGAGCUAAAGCUCUGGGAGCUGAAGCUCUGGGAGCUGAAGCUCUGGGAGCUGAAGCUCUGGGAGCUGGAGCUCUGGGAGCUGAAGCUCUGGGGGCUGGAGCCCUGGGAGCUGAAGCUCUGGGAGCUAAAGCUCUGGGAGCUGAAGCUCUGGUAGCUGAAGCUCUGGUAGCUGGAGCUCUGGGAGCUGGAGCUCUGGUAGCUGAAGCUCUGGGAGCUGGAGCUCUGGUAGCUGAAGCUCUGGGAGCUGGAGCUCUGGGAGCCGCACCUGGAACUGGAGCAAUUGGAACAGGAGGUUAUGAUCCUGAAGCUGAAAUUGGAGCAGCUGGAACUAGAGCUGUUGGGGCCGGAAAUGGAUCUUGGAAUACAUCGACAACUACAUAG
This is a messenger RNA of Caenorhabditis briggsae, 849 nucleotides long. The transcript has 2 exons. The record is from RefSeq and is a predicted model, not a curated record. Bases 1 to 849 code for a protein of 282 amino acids. Lineage: Eukaryota; Metazoa; Nematoda; Chromadorea; Rhabditida; Rhabditidae.